Biomphalaria glabrata is the source of this 8481-nucleotide messenger RNA. Its product is annotated as voltage-dependent calcium channel type A subunit alpha-1-like. Gene Ontology annotation, molecular function: high voltage-gated calcium channel activity; calcium ion binding. NCBI's taxonomy places the organism in Eukaryota, Metazoa, Mollusca, Gastropoda, Planorbidae. Gene Ontology annotation, cellular component: membrane; voltage-gated calcium channel complex. Bases 1395 to 6932 code for a protein of 1845 amino acids. Gene Ontology annotation, biological process: calcium ion import across plasma membrane; chemical synaptic transmission. The record is from RefSeq and is a predicted model, not a curated record. The transcript has 44 exons.
CCUCCAAAAAUCCUAGUACAUCCUAGUUUAUCCUCAAUAUUUCAAAACACUACCAUAGUUUUCGUGACCUCCAUUGGUGUAUUGAAGCGUUUUUUUUUUAUCCGAAACGAAACCGUUCAAAAUAUUUUGGCGCCGUUUUUUUUUUCUACGCUCCCGCCUUUUUUUUUUCGGCCAGAUUUUUUUCUCGCUAUCGGAUGAAUGGAGGAAGAUGACCACUUGACCAGACGAUAACACGAAUCGGCCACUUGACCAGCCGGUUGCGACAAUCAGGGACAUUAUCUAUUUUGGUUCCAGCUGUUCCCAGGUUAGGUAUCGAUCUAUUGAGGUGAUGGGCUACAUUUACUGAUUUAAAUGUUUAACUUAGACUUCUUAAACUUGAAUCUUAAGUAAUUUUACUUAGUAUAGCCAUAUAUAUAUAGAUAUAUUAUGUAGGUUUUGUUUUAUCACUGUUCUUAUUAUGUCACGUAUAAAUGUAGUUUCAAGUAUAAGCCAUAGGCAACAGUUAUUAUGCUCAAGUUUGAGUUGAAAAAGAAAUAGUCACUAUUUAUUUUAAAAUUAAUCAUAAUGCCAAAUCUUUCUAGGUCUAUAAUAUCAAACCUUUCAGGGAGCCAAAUCUUUUUAGGUCUAUAAUAUCAAACCUUUCAGGGAGCCAAAUCUUUUUAGGUCUAUAAUAUCAAACUUUUCAGGGAGCCAAAUCUUUCUAGGUCUAUAAUAUCAAACCUUUCAUGGAGCCAAAUCUUUCUACGAUUAAGUAUUUUCUGUAUAAUACCAGGUCAUUCUCUGAAACGUAAUCGUUCUAUGUUAGUAUUGCAUUUGAUUUAUACAGAGACAUGUUGGCGGUCAAGGUCAAGGUGAUGGUUGAACUGAACCUUCAAUCCCAUGCAUCUUUGGAUAGCUUCCCCUGUUGACGACUCUUUCUUCCAUGGAGCUGGUUUAUACAGAUAAGGAAAUCAAUGCCUGCUGACAAAGUAGUUUCUGUCACCAUGAGGAUAAUAUAAUGCAGCCACUAAGUUUGAUGUUAUGUUUUCAUUAUUCGAUGUGGAUACUGUGGAAGUAUUUGCUGCAGUGUUGUGAUAGAGUGUGUUCCAAAAAAAAAAUAAAUAUAUAUCGGACAACUUUAAAAAGAUAUGUGUAAAAAGUUUAAGAGCAAUUGUGUUGCCAUAGCAACCCACGCAUUUCAUACGUUUGUAAAGGGGAAACUGGAUUAGAGGCUAUCGCUCCUUCAAGUCUUGAAGUACGGCCUCACUGUUUAUCGCGACAGUGUCUGCCUUUAAAAGUGAUGGUUCCGAGGAUACGAAGCUGUAGCUUUAAGACCAGCGCCCAGACUGAGAUUAGGAUGACGCCACGGAGUCUGCUCUUACAGAUCCACUUCUCGCUUUGGUCUACAGGUUGUCAUGAAGUCCAUCAUCCGAGCUAUGGCUCCUCUGUUGCAAGUUUGUUUGCUUGUACUCUUCACUAUUCUCAUCUUCGCUAUAAUUGGUUUGGAGUUUUACAAUGGAAUAUUUCACAAUGCUUGCUUUAAAUUAGGAGUCCUUUCCUUUACAGAGGAAAAUAUAGAUCUUGGUGACGAGUCAGAAAUACGUCCCUGUUCACCAGAUAGCUCAUCAGGGUUUCAGUGCCAGGCAAAUAUCUCCAACUGCUCAGCUGGCUGGGAGGGCCCCAACAAUGGCAUCACAAACUUUGAUAAUAUUGGCUUUGCAAUGCUUACAGUGUUUCAAUGUAUUACAAAGGAAGGAUGGACAGAUGUCAUGUAUUAUGCCAAUGAUGCAUUAGGAGGCAGCUAUAAUUUCCUGUAUUUUGUACCUCUAGUCAUUAUAGGUUCUUUUUUUAUGCUAAAUCUUGUGCUUGGUGUGCUAAGUGGAGAGUUUGCCCGAGUCAGAGAAAGGGUAGAGAAUCGUAGAGCAUUUUUCAAGCUUCGCAGGCAGCAAGAAAUUGAAAGAGAGUUGGAUGGAUACUUUGACUGGAUUUGUGCUGCUGAGGAGAUAAUACUCAAUGAAGACAAAGUUCCUCAAGAAGAAAAAAUAAAAAUUUUCAAAGCUAGAAAAUCUGCUUUAGCCAGAAAGUUACAAAAACUGCGAGCUGAAGGCAAUGGGGAACAAGUUGACAGUGAUUUCUCUGUUGUCAUUUCACCAGAUGUCACUUAUAAUGGAAAGAAUGCUAAAAAGAGAAAAUCCAGUAGUAAACGUACAGCUUUUUGGCAGGCUGAGAAAAAAUUGAGAUUUUUAUUACGUCACAUGAUCAAAAGUCAAGGAUUUUAUUGGACAGUCAUAGUCCUUGUGUUUCUCAAUACCAUCACUGUAGCUUCAGAGCAUUACAAUCAGCCAUAUUGGUACUCUCAGUUUUUGUAUUAUUCAGAAUUUGUGUUUCUUGGAAUAUUCAUGCUGGAAAUGUUUAUCAAGAUGUACGCACUGGGUUUUAAAAUUUAUUUUCGCUCAGCGUUCAACAAAUUUGACUGUAUUGUAAUUUUUGGUAGCACUUUUGAAGUUAUUUGGUCAGAGUUUAAGAAAGGAUCAUCAUUUGGUAUUAGUGUAUUGAGAGCUCUUCGAUUGCUCAGGAUUUUCAAAGUUACUAGAUAUUGGUCGUCCUUGAGGAACCUAGUCGUCUCCCUGCUCAGUAGUAUCAAGUCUAUCCUCAGUUUACUGUUUCUCUUGUUUCUGUUCAUAGUUAUCUUCUCUUUGCUGGGCAUGCAGCUGUUUGGAGGAAACAUGAACUUUGAUGAUGGACGCCCUUCUUCAAAUUUUGAUACAUUUCCGAUUGCCUUACUGACAGUAUUUCAGAUCCUGACUGGAGCAGACUGGAAUGAAGUCAUGUAUAAUGGUAUUAAUGCUCAAGGUGGAGUAGAGGGUCAAGGAAUGUUCUAUUCAAUUUACUUUGUGGUCCUCACAUUAUUUGGUAGUUAUACAUUGUUGAAUGUGUUUUUAGCCAUCGCUGUUGACAACCUGGCAAAUGCCCAGGAGCUGACUGCUGCUGAAGAAGCACAAGAAAAAAAGGAGGCUGAUAGACGUGAAGAGAUUGAACAACAGUUGGCAGCUGCGGCUGCUUCUGAUGAUAACAACUCUGCUGCCAACUUGGAACAAAACAGAGUGGACAUUAACUUGGCACAAGACAAAGUUGACACAAAGUUAGCCAAUGUUGACACCCUUGCAAAACGUGCCAAAAAUCAGAAUGAACCUGGAGUGUUGGCCAAAGCAUCUGUUAGGUUUAACAAAGCUAUCAAUAUAUUCAGUGGUAAACCAAUUAUUUUAACAGAGAUUAAGCCACCCAAUGGUGACAACCAGACUGGAGGUUUUAAUGAACCAAGACCAAUGUCGCCAUAUAGUUCCAUGUUUAUAUUUGGUCCUACCAAUCUAUUUCGUCGUUUCUGUCACUUUAUUAUAAACCUGCGCUACUUUGACCUGUUCAUCAUGAUUGUUAUAUGUGCCAGUUCUGUCACCCUGGCAGCUGAGGAUCCUGUGAGAGAAGACUCGUACAGAAAUUCUAUUCUGAAUUAUUUUGAUUACAUCUUCACUGGUGUCUUCACUGUGGAGCUGAUUUUGAAGGUGAUAGAUCUUGGAGUCAUGCUCCACCCAGGCUCCUACAUGAGAGACCUCUGGAAUAUACUGGAUGCUACUGUUGUUGUAUGUGCUUUAGUUGCCUUUAUUUUCAGUGAUAGUGCUGGUAAAAAUCUGAACACAAUUAAAUCACUUCGAGUCCUAAGAGUUUUGAGACCUUUGAAGACUAUCAAAAGAGUUCCUAAAUUAAAGGCCGUGUUUGACUGUGUGGUCAACUCACUAAAGAAUGUCUCCAACAUAUUGGUAGUCUACCUUCUCUUUCAAUUCAUAUUUGCAGCCAUUGCUGUUCAGCUGUUUAAAGGGACAUUCUUUUAUUGUACCGAUGAGACUAAGCUUACAAGAGAUGAUUGCCAGGGGCAGUUUCUAGAUUACAGUGAAGGCUAUGACAACCCACUUAUAAAGGACAGAGAAUGGCUUCAACAAGAUUUUUGUUAUGACAACAUAUUGCUGUCAAUGUUAGCUUUGUUUACUGUGACUACAGGAGAUGGCUGGCCUGACAUCUUAAAAAAUUCAAUGGCCUCAACUUAUGAAGAUCAAGGGCCACAACCUGGAUUUCGUCUGGAAAUGUCCAUUUUUUAUAUCAUCUUCUUCAUCAUCUUCCCAUUUUUCUUUGUGAACAUCUUUGUUGCCCUGAUCAUCAUCACCUUCCAAGAACAAGGAGAGAAUGAGCUGAUAGACCAAGAUCUGGAUAAGAAUCAGAAACAAUGCAUAGACUUUGCUAUCAAUGCCAAGCCACAAAGUCGAUUUAUACCCAGCAACAAACAUUCAAUCAAGUAUAAAAUCUGGCAACUGGUCCAGUCUUCUAAAUUUGAUUAUGUCAUGAUGGGCUUGAUCGUUUUGAACACUGUGGUCUUAAUGAUGAAGUACUAUGGUCAGUCAGAUAAUUUUAAAAGCAUUCUUUCCUACCUGAAUGCUGGCUUCACUGCUGUCUUCACUAUUGAGUGCAUACUCAAACUAAUAGGCAUAGGGAUACGAAACUAUUUCCGUGAUCCUUGGAAUGCAUUUGAUUUCAUUACAGUCCUAGGAAGUAUUAUAGAUGUCAUCCUGACCAGUGUCAAUUCUAAACAGUUCAGUUUUGGAUUUUUCCGAUUAUUCAGAGCUGCUAGAUUGGUCAAGUUGCUACGUCAAGGCUACACAAUUCGUUUACUGUUGUGGACUUUCUUUCAGUCCUUCAAGGCCUUGCCUUAUGUGUGCCUCCUCAUCCUGAUGCUGUUUUUCAUCUAUGCCAUUGUCGGUAUGCAGAUAUUUGGCACACUUCUACUUGACCCAUCGUCUGAGAUCAACAGACAUAACCAUUUCAGGGACUUUUUCUCUGCAUUACUCUUGCUAUUCAGGAGCUGUACUGGGGAGUCUUGGAACCAGAUAAUGCUUUCAGGUUUGAGCGGGAAACCAUGUGACCCUGAAUCUCUACGACCAAAUGACCCUCCAGAACAGGCUCUGUCAGGAUGCGGCACAGACCUUUCCUAUAUAUACUUUGUCUCUUUUGUCUUUCUGAGUACAUUUUUGAUGCUGAACUUAUUUAUAGCUGUUAUAAUGGACAACUUUGACUACUUGACUAGAGACUCCUCUAUUCUAGGAUCUCAUCAUCUGGAUGAAUUUGUCAGAGUCUGGUCAAUGUAUGAUCCUCAGGCUUCAGGUAGGAUCCUCUAUACAGAAAUGUAUGAAAUGUUGAGGACCAUGGAGCCUCCAGUUGGGUUUGGCAAGAAAUGUCCCUAUAAAUUGGCUUACAGGAAACUGAUCAGAAUGAACAUGCCAGUAGAUGAGAAUGGAACUGUUCACUUCACAACAACUUUGUUUGCACUCAUUAGAGAAUGUCUUAACAUCAAAAUGGGACCAGCUUUGACCAUGGACAAAAAUGAUGAAGAACUGAGAAAAACUCUCCGCAAGCUUUGGCCGGUCCAAAGCAAGAAAAUGAUGAAUUUAUUGAUGCCACCUACUGAUGAGGUUAAAGAAGGUAAAAUGUCAGUAGGUAAAAUUUAUGCUGGAUUAUUGAUAGCAGACAACUGGAAGGCUUUUAAAUCAAAUGGCCGAGUAUCUAAUGUUACUCAACCAGUCUCUCAAGCCAAGCGACCAUCAUUAUUUCAACGCUUGUUAUCAAGGAGGAAGUCUUCAUCUGCCCAGUCGACAAAGUCUAUAACUUCCGACCAUUCUAUCGAUGCUGGUCAGAGCAUUGACAAAAGUAGAUUGAGCAGAAGUCCUUCUUUCAAUGUCCUCAAAAGAAACUCUAGCCAACGAAGUACAGCCCAGGACAACAUGACCGUGUCAUAUGUGCAGGCACAUUAUAGCCCUGCUUAUGGUGGGUAUUUGAAUGACUCUUUUGAGCAUGAUGACUUUAACAACAACAGCAGUCGAGACAAUCAAGCUAAGUUGUACCCCAGCCAGCGAGGCUUGGACUUUUCAAGUGGUCUUCGACCAGAGCAUGCUUCUGUAAUUGUUGGCAGAGCAGAGUAUGGAAGGCCACCAUUGGGAGCCUCCAGUCCUUUCAGCUCACCAAGAGUUUCACCCAUACCUCUCUUACAGUAUGACCAGGACAUCUUCAAAAGAUAUGGUCUUCAUGAGGACAGCACCUCUUCAUCAUCACCAGUAUUUCAAGCUAGGUCAAGACAAAACUUGCGGCAGAUUAAAUCUCAGCCUAGGGUUAAAAACUUGAGAGAUUCUGGAUUUUAUGGAUCAACCUCUGUAGAAACUCCUCGCAGCCAGUCUCCUGAUUUAGCUGCAUCACCGCCACUUGUUAGUAGGUCUGCUGUUUUCCGUCAGAGAUCACAGUCACCGAUACUUUCAACAAUAGCUGUUAAUCCCCCCAUGGCCAAGCGACCACACCGUCGAUUGCCAGCUCCUCCGUCACCCAUCAGUAGCAGUGGAAGUGGGACAACAUCAUCAUCGUCUAAGCCUUUAAACAUUAUGCCUUUUGUGCCUGGGUACAGAAGUGCUGCAUCAAAAGAUUCUACCCAUGCAUCUACUUCAAAGAGACCAAGAGAGGAUAAUUUACCAGGGCACAAGGUGCCUUACACACAUGCAAACAAGCCUGCUACACCCUCACAUUCUGGUACAUCUGCCAAACAAUCUGAGCGCAAGCAUAGAGUAUUGCCAUCUCCUUACAGAACUAGUGGUCACUCUCUAGAACCUGAACAACGAGGUAGAAGCGCCAAAAACAUUCAGUCACUAACAAAGCCAGCGGCCAGGCCAUCAUCUGACACUCAGAGGCAAAGUAUCAGCCAGCACCGUGAUAUACCUUUGACAGCCCGCCAGGCAGAUGGGCGUGUAGUUCAGUUAAGAGCUAGAGGCUUGCCUCAGCAUAAGAAAGCAAAAUAUGAAAUAAGAAGUGACAGUCAAACAGCUUUGCAAGAUGAUUCUGAUGAAGAUGAUGAUGAUUGGUGCUAAUUGUAUUCUUAAUGUGCUUUAAAUAUACUCAAUCUGUUGAUUAUUUUUUUCUAUCCUUUAUUGCCUUUAUAAAAUAAAAAGUAUGUGUCUUUUUCAUUAUGUAAUCUGAAACUCAAAGGUAGUUUUGAUGAGACUUUGAUCCUUUGAACUCUCCUGUGUUCCAAUCUCUUCAUCUACAUGACGAUGAGCCACACAUUUAUACUUUGCAAAUGCCUUAAGUUCUAAGUGAUUUAUAGAAGCCAUUUCUUUUUUUAAGUAACGUCUGUAUUAUAUAAGAUAAGAUUCAAAAUCAUACAUUUGUUAAGAACAAGGCUGUGAAUGAACAAUAAUUCCAUGUUUUGUCAACUGUACAUCAGGUUAACUCUUCGAUAUAGUUUGUACAAGUCAAUCUAAAAAGGCAAUAAUAAGUUUAAAGUUACUGUUCUAUCUUUUUUUAAGUAAAAUCUAACUGUACACAUCUUCUGUAGACAAUAGCUUUGUCUGUAUCAGGUGUGACAAAAUAUGCAGGUUGCAAUUGGGUAGUCCUGUGAAAUGCUUGACUUGUUUGAUCUUUGGACUCGAAGACAUUGCCUUGUGUAAUAAUAUCCUGGUGCUAGUGGUUCAAAAUAUUUCUUCAACGGCAUUUCACAAAAUGUACAAGUUAAUUAAUUAUUGUCAUGCUUUAUUAUGGCAAUUAUAAUGUCUCUUAGAUAAAAUGUUUCUAUUUAUUUAUUCUAUGAAUAAGACCACUACAUUUAUUGAUAUUAAUACCACUUUUUUCAACUCACAAUGUGAACUUGAAUGAUGCACAGUGUAGUCUUAUACAGGCUGCCAAGUCAUUUUAAUUUCAUUGAUAGGCCUACAAAAUGUUUUAAUGUCAUUUUAAAUUGCUUUCAUUGCUUGCAUAUUUCUUAAAAAUGAAAAUGCAAAAUUUCUGACUUGAUUUGUUAGUUGUUCUCUUUUUAAAUGUGAACCAUUUGAUAAAUUGUAUUCAAAGAAGAAAGCAGAUCACUAGCCCAGAUCAUCCAAUUAAAUUUUUUGCUAAAUUCUGGAACAAAACUUUUAAAAGCCCAUUUUAUUAUAAAAACUCAUAGAACACUUGAUACUUGAUCAGUUCUAAAAAUACAAAGAGUAAUUUUUUUCCCAUUGCUGUGAAUUUGAUUUUUUGAAAUUGUAUAAUACAUGCUUUUUUUUCAGGGACCUAUUUUUAACUUAGUUUUAAGAUGAAUUUAAAUCUUCUAGCAAAUGAUGGCUGGCCAAUUUGCAAAGAUUUUUUUUUUACUACGGUAAGAACCUAAUCAAAUUGAUUAUAACUGUGAUGCAUUAUUUCCAUUUUUUUUUGUUUUGCACAACCUCCUCCAUUACGAAAUCAAUUCUUAGCGAGCAGUUAGAGGUUUGCGAUCUCUGGUUAAAAUUUCAUUUUAUGUAGAGAUUUACUUGACUUUGAUUUCAUGCUAGUACUUAUGACACAGUGUGAAUCCAUUUCAAAGUUCAUUGACUUAAAAGAUAAUUAAAUUCAGUAAAAAAAAAUAUUUUUGGAGGCUUUUUGUUUGAAUGAGUUAAAAAGUAG